AUGGUGAAUAAGAUUAGAUUGUUGGGAGUUGAGAUGAGUGAUAAGAUGAUAGUUGAGAAAGUGUUAGUUAGCGUACCCAAAAGGUUUGAGUCCAAGAUAUCUUCCCUAGAAGAUUCAAAGGACCUCUCCCAAAUCAGCCUCACCGAAUUGGUCUAUGCUCUGCAGGCUCAAGAACAAAGAAGGUUGAUGAGACAAGAGGACUCCAAUGAAUUUGCAAUGAUGGCUGCUCUGGCUGCUCAAAAGGGAAUUAGCAUGCAGGGAAGUAAUAGGAAGUAUGCUGGAGACAAGAGAGGAAAGAGAGAACUGGUGGACAGGGGGGAAAACCGAGUGGAAGAAGGAAUUAUCCACCAUGUUCUCACUGCAAAAGAAAGGGACAUCCAGAGAAUAGGUGCUGGUUUAGACCUGGGAUCCAGUGUAGAGGAUGCAAACAGUUUGGGCACAUUGAAAAGGUGUGCAAGAACAAAGGUGCACAGCCAUCACAGCAAGCACAACUUGCAGAAGAUCAGCAGCAAGAGCAGUGAAUCUGAGCAGUUAUUUGUAGCUUUAUGCUACUCAAUGCAGACCAGCGGUGAUGUUUGGUUGAUUGACAGUGGUUGUACUAACCACAUGGUAGCAAGUUUGGAGAACUUUGUUAGGCUAGACAGAACCUACAACUCCAAUGUCAAGGUUGGAAAUGGUGACUAUGUGGAAGCAAAAGGGAUUGGAGAUGUGGCAGUCCAAACUCAGGCAGGUACUAAGAUUAUUUCAAGUGUUCUAUUUGUUCCUGAAAUUGCACAAAAUCUGUUAAGUAUAGCUCAAAUGUUAGAGAAGAAUUACACUUUACAUUUUCAAAACCACGCUUGCAUUAUAAAGGAUUCUGAGGAAAAUUAA
Messenger RNA from Pistacia vera, 870 nucleotides. RefSeq lists its product as uncharacterized. NCBI's taxonomy places the organism in Eukaryota, Viridiplantae, Streptophyta, Magnoliopsida, Sapindales, Anacardiaceae. The record is from RefSeq and is a predicted model, not a curated record. Bases 1 to 870 code for a protein of 289 amino acids. The transcript has a single exon.